AUGAAGACUGAAGGUAUUAAUUCGGGGGAUCCUAUUUGGACCCAAAAUGUAGAACUUCUACCACAAGAGGUAGGCGCUGUUUGUUGUAGAAUUAGUUAUAUAAUUAUAGAUGAUACUUCAGAAUCUACAGACAAACACCAAACUCCAAAUGAGCUCAACACUUCAAAACCCUUUUUCGAAAAUAUAGUACAAUUACCAGAGAUGGUAACAGUGGCGAAUUUGGAUCCUUCAGAAAGUUCAAGAUGCCCUUUCACCAAUUGUAAAAUCAAAUUUCCGGACAGUGCCAAAUUGAACUACCACAUAUCCUGUCACAGUGAAGGUGCAUUUGCAUGCUUCCAAUGCGGAGAACCGUUUUCCACUUGGAAACCGUUAAUAUCUCACAUGUGGCGCCUUCAUAAGUUAGAUUUAGGUUUAUAUUCCUGUGAUAAAUGCGACUAUAAAACAUAUAGCUUAGCGAAACUUAAUAAUGUCCAUAAGUAUAUUCAUGGCGAUGCCAAAAAUUUUUCCUGUGAUGUUUGUAAGAAGGCUUUUAAAAAUAGUGAGAAGCCAUUUUCCUGUAAUGUUUGCAGCUACACAACAUCCGAUCACAACUCAUUGCGCAGGCACAACCUUCGACAUACUGGUCAAAAACCUUACAAGUGCAGCUACUGCUCAUACGCCUGCAUUCAAAGCAGUACAUACAAAACUCAUCUGAAGACCAAGCAUCCCGGACUGGAAAAGGAUCUUUUGUUCACUUGUGUCGAAUGUCAGUUUAGGUCUGUAAAUAAAGAUAUGUACAUAACGCAUAUGGUAACAGCACACAAUUUAAAACCUCAAGAUUGUACGUAG
Diabrotica balteata is the source of this 828-nucleotide messenger RNA. NCBI's taxonomy places the organism in Eukaryota, Metazoa, Arthropoda, Insecta, Coleoptera, Chrysomelidae. The record is from the annotation of a GenBank genome assembly.